AUGCCAUUUAAGAGAGAAGAGUCGUCUACUAUAAAAGACAACAGAGAAGUGGUUGAAAUUCUGAAGAGCAAACUAGAGGGAAAGAACAUUUCCAGCACAGCAUACGAUGCAGUGGAGGUCCGGCAGCUAGAUAUCAACAGCAUGCUUAUUACCGUUGUAGUAGUGCCCACAUCCAUCCUCAACAAAAUGAAGAAAGAGAAACAGGCCAUCAUCGAGAAAAUAGAACAGGCUGCCAACGGAACAGUGUUCAUCAUCAGAAAGAGAGCUGUCACCGAAGUGGAGGGAAGAGGAGAGAAGAAAGUGCUCAGCUCCAGCGUAACAUACGUUGACUACCAGGAGGCAGUUGCAUCUGACUUGGUGGCACCAUCGCACAUCGUUGAUAGAAGAACCGUCGUUAGGGAGGAUGGAUCAAAGAUCGAGAAGAUGAUAAUCGACCUAAAGAGCAAGAAGGAUAUGACCAACAGAUUUGAGCCCAUGGGAGAGGUCUUUGAGCACCUAUUCAGCAGAAAAGCAGUAUUCCAAGCUAACUACUAUUAA
Nematocida minor is the source of this 537-nucleotide messenger RNA. RefSeq names its product small subunit ribosomal protein S7e. NCBI's taxonomy places the organism in Eukaryota, Fungi, Microsporidia. Gene Ontology annotation, cellular component: ribosome; 90S preribosome; small-subunit processome. Bases 1 to 537 code for a protein of 178 amino acids. Gene Ontology annotation, molecular function: structural constituent of ribosome. The transcript has a single exon. The record is from RefSeq and is a predicted model, not a curated record. Gene Ontology annotation, biological process: ribosomal small subunit biogenesis; rRNA processing; translation.